AUGUGGAAUGUUGAUACAGUACACUGUGUAGCCGCACACAAACACAUCAAUAUGGAGCCGGCUAGAAAACUGAUCGUGGAUCUUUUCGAAAUAAAUGCUCUAAAAUUUGGCAAGUUCACUCUGAAGAGCGGGAUAGAAUCUCCAGUUUACUUUGAUCUCAGAGUAAUCGUGAGUUAUCCUGAAAUAAUGCAAAAAGUUUCAGAACUCCUGUGGCAUUCAGUUGGAGCUGAUAUAGAAUUCAAUCAUUUAUGUGGCGUGCCAUACACUGCAUUGCCUCUAGCUACCUGCAUGGCUGUGAAAUACAACAAACCAAUGCUGAUUCGUAGAAAAGAAGCCAAAGACUAUGGAACUAAAAAGAUGAUUGAAGGAAUUUUUGGAAAAGGAGAUAAGUGCUUGAUUGUGGAGGAUGUUGUCACAAGUGGGACCAGUGUCAUGGAAACGGCAGAAAGUUUAAAUCAAGUGGGCCUGAAUGUGACUGAUGCAGUGGUGCUGCUCAAUAGAGAGCAGGGUGGCAAAAACAUGUUAGCUUCAAAUGGAAUUCGGUUACACAGUGUACUUACGUUGUCUCAGGUUAGUAGAAUCUUAGAGGAAGAAGGAAAACUGAGCACGGAAGUUGUAGAAGAAGUUAAAGAAUUCAUUCUUAAAAAUCAGUUUCAAAAUGGAGACACUGCUGUCAAGAGAAAACCAGAUAAUAAUGAAGAGAGUGAGAAAAAGAAGAUGAAACAUUAGAACGUACUGUACCAA
Anneissia japonica is the source of this 744-nucleotide messenger RNA. RefSeq names its product uridine 5'-monophosphate synthase-like. Gene Ontology annotation, biological process: UMP biosynthetic process; pyrimidine nucleobase biosynthetic process. The coding region runs from base 1 to 729 and encodes 242 amino acids. The record is from RefSeq and is a predicted model, not a curated record. Gene Ontology annotation, molecular function: orotidine-5'-phosphate decarboxylase activity; orotate phosphoribosyltransferase activity. The transcript is spliced from 6 exons. Lineage: Eukaryota; Metazoa; Echinodermata; Crinoidea; Comatulida; Comatulidae.